This is a messenger RNA of Aspergillus terreus NIH2624, 2520 nucleotides long. Its product is annotated as beta-glucosidase H. Lineage: Eukaryota; Fungi; Ascomycota; Eurotiomycetes; Eurotiales; Aspergillaceae. The transcript has 3 exons. Gene Ontology annotation, biological process: glucan catabolic process. The coding region runs from base 1 to 2520 and encodes 839 amino acids. Gene Ontology annotation, molecular function: beta-glucosidase activity. The record is from RefSeq and is a predicted model, not a curated record.
AUGACUCGGCUUGACGUGGAAAAAACCAUUGAGGAGCUCACAUUGGGGGAGAAGGUGGCCCUGACUGCCGGAAUCGACUUCUGGCAUACAGCCUCCGUCCCCCGUCUGAACAUCCCCACCCUGCGGAUGUCCGAUGGUCCCAAUGGUGUCCGCGGUACUCGGUUCUUCAACGGCGUGCCGGCUGCCUGCUUUCCCUGUGCCACCGCUCUGGGAGCGACCUGGGAUACGGAGCUGCUGCACGAGUGCGGACGGCUGAUGGGUGAAGAGUCCAUCGCCAAGGGAUCGCAUAUCAUCCUGGGCCCCACGAUCAACACGCAACGGUCCCCGCUAGGUGGACGUGGAUUCGAGUCAUUUGCCGAAGACGGCGUGCUGUCCGGUAACCUGGCCGGCUACAUGUCCAAGGGUAUCCAGGAGAAGGGCGUUGCGGCGACGUUGAAGCAUUUCGUCUGCAAUGAUCAGGAGCACGAGAGACUGGCAGUGGAUAGCAUCGUGACUAUGCGCGCCAUGCGCGAGAUCUAUCUGAUGCCAUUCCAGCUCGCCAUGCGCAUCUGUCCCACGGCUUGCGUCAUGACCGCGUACAACAAGGUCAACGGCACACAUGUCAGCGAGAACAAGCAGAUCAUCACCGACAUCCUCCGGAAGGAGUGGGGAUGGGAUGGACUUGUCAUGAGUGACUGGUUCGGAACCUACAGUACCUCCGAAGCCAUCAACGCCGGUCUGGAUCUCGAGAUGCCCGGAAAGACGCGCUGGCGGUCGACUCCUCUCGCGCACGCCGUGUCCUCCAACAAAGUCGCCGAGUUCGUCAUGGACGAGCGCGUCCGCAAUGUGCUCAACCUCGUCAACUUCGUCGAGCCCCUGGGCAUCCCCGAGAACUGCCCGGAGAAGGCGCUGAACCGCCCGCAGGAUCAGGCGCUCCUGCGCCGCGCCGCGGCCGAAUCCAUCGUGCUGAUGAAGAACGACGACAACAUCCUGCCGCUGAAGAAGGACAAGCCGAUCCUGGUCAUCGGGCCGAAUGCCAAAAUCGCCGCCUACUGCGGUGGAGGCUCCGCCUCCCUCGACCCCUACUACACCGUCACCCCGUUCGAGGGUGUCUCUGCCAAGAGCACCGGCGCGGUCACCUUCUCGCAGGGCGUGUACUCGCACAAGCAGCUGCCGGAGCUGGGCCCGCUCAUGAAGUCGGCCGACGGAAAGAAGGGCUUCUCCUUCCGCGUGUACAAGGAGCCCGUGUCGGCGCCUAGCCGCGAGCUCGUCGAUGAGCUGCACCUCGUGUCGUCCAGCGGCUUCCUCAUGGACUAUGUACACCCCAAGAUCGAUUCGCUGACCUUCUACGUCGACAUGGAGGGCUACUUCACGCCCGAGGAGGACGGCGUGUACGACUUUGGCGUUACCGUCGUCGGCACGGGCAAGCUGCUCAUCGACGGCGAGACCGUUGUCGACAACACCAAGAACCAGCGCCCCGGCUCCGCCUUCUUCGGCACCGCCACCGUCGAAGAGCAGGGCAGCAAGGAGCUCAAGGCCGGCCAGACCUACAAGGUCGUACUGGAGUUCGGCACCGCGCCCACCUCCGACCUUGACACCCGCGGCGUCGUCGUCUUCGGCCCCGGCGGCUUCCGCUUUGGCGCCAGCCGCCGCGUCAGCCAGGAGGAGCUCAUCGCCAAGGCCGCCGACGCCGCCGCGCAGGCCGAGCAGGUCGUCAUCUUCGCCGGACUGACCAGCGAGUGGGAGACCGAGGGCCACGACCGCGACCACAUGGACCUGCCGCCCGGCAGCGACGAGAUGAUCCAGCGCGUGCUGGCCGCCAACCCCAACACCGCCGUCGUCAUCCAGAGCGGCACCCCGGUCACCAUGCCGUGGGCCGCGCAGACCAAGGCGCUGGUGCAGGCCUGGUUCGGCGGCAACGAGUGCGGCAACGGCAUUGCCGACGUGCUGUACGGCGACGUCAACCCCGCCGGCAAGCUGCCGCUCAGCUUCCCCGUGCGCCUGCAGGACAACCCCAGCUACCUCAACUUCCGCUCCGAGCGCGGCCGCGUCCUCUACGGCGAGGACGUCUACGUCGGCUACCGCUACUACGAGAAGGUCAACCUGGCCCCGCUGUUCCCCUUCGGCCACGGCCUGUCCUAUACCACCUUCGAGCGCUCCGACCUGACGCUCGCCACCGUCCCGGAGAAGCCCCAGUACGAGACCGCCGGCGAGCCCAUCACCGCCUCCGUCACCGUCACCAACACCGGGCCCGUCGCUGGCGCCGAGGUCGUACAGCUGUGGGUGCGCCCGCCGCCGACGGGCGUUAACCGCCCCGUGCGCGAGCUGAAGGGCUUCGCCAAGGUGAUGCUCAACCCGGGCGAGCAGAAGCGCGUCGACAUUGUCGUCGAGAAGAAGCUGGCCACCAGCUGGUGGGACGAGCAGCGCGAGAUGUGGGCGUCCGAGAAGGGCCAGUACGAGGUGCAGGUGACGGGCACGGGCGCGGACGUUCUGACGUCGUCGUUUGCCGUCGAGAAGACCCGCUUCUGGCUUGGCCUGUAG